Strongylus vulgaris is the source of this 240-nucleotide messenger RNA. Lineage: Eukaryota; Metazoa; Nematoda; Chromadorea; Rhabditida; Strongylidae. The record is from the annotation of a GenBank genome assembly.
AUGAAUCCAUUAGCCAUACAAGGAGUAGCUGGUGCUGUUGACAGAUUUGCCGUCAUUGGAUAUGGUACCGUAUACCUUGACAUUCAGGAACGUUAUUACAAAGGUGCUCGUUUGCGUCACUGUUCUUCAUCUGUUGCGCGUUUCCAGUCGCUCUUGCUACACUUUAUCGUUGCUGCUAUUUUAAGUUUGGUGUUUGAUGUGAAUAUCAAGGUUCGUAAAUUAGCUUUUGCCAUAGAGUAG